UCACUAUCGUCCAUAAUCACCUUGGGGGAAAAGAAGAGGCUUCCUGAAACUCCUUUCGCCUACGUGCAGCUCAUUGCAUUCCGCGAGAUGAUACCGUGAUUGAUAUCAAACCAAAAUGGACGAUAUCAGGUCCAUCCCAACUCCUCCGCAUUGCACAGCGGACUUCUGCUUGAUUCCUAUUGGCACCUCAUCUCCAUCCGUGUCUGCCCAGAUCGCCGACGUCCAGCGUCUAGUUGAAAAAUCGGGCCUCAAGUUCGUCAUGCACUCCGCUGGAACAACCCUUGAGGGUCCCUGGGAUGAAGUUCAUCAUGUAAUCGGCCAGGCGCACACGAUCCUCCACCAGCAAGGGAUCGUGCGAAUCCAGACCGAUAUUCGAGUUGGGUCAAGGACCGAUAAAGAGCAGUCUUUCGAGGACAAGGUCAACAAGGUUCGUUCCCUGCUAGGGAAGCAGUGAGCUCCAUGUCGUCGAGUGCUUUUGCUGUGCAACUAGAAAAUCCGAUCCCCAAGUGGCAUGUUGCCAACGCCCCUCUGGGCAUGGAAGACAGCUAAUAGACAAAUGAACAAGGGGUAAUUUCAUAUACAUAGAUACAGCGAUUGCGAGUCAAAAGUCACCAUAGAAACGCCGGCUUGAUGCAUAGUUACAUGCCAGUCAUGAAGCAAAUGAGUGUCA
Aspergillus saccharolyticus JOP 1030-1 is the source of this 670-nucleotide messenger RNA. Its product is annotated as thiamine-binding protein. Bases 116 to 454 code for a protein of 112 amino acids. Lineage: Eukaryota; Fungi; Ascomycota; Eurotiomycetes; Eurotiales; Aspergillaceae. The transcript is spliced from 4 exons. The record is from RefSeq and is a predicted model, not a curated record. Gene Ontology annotation, cellular component: cytosol.